Molecule: messenger RNA, 1719 nt
Organism: Eucalyptus grandis
Lineage: Eukaryota; Viridiplantae; Streptophyta; Magnoliopsida; Myrtales; Myrtaceae
Product: ATP-dependent Clp protease proteolytic subunit-related protein 3, chloroplastic-like
Exons: 12
Coding region: 1-1383 (460 amino acids)
Biological process (GO): protein quality control for misfolded or incompletely synthesized proteins
Cellular component (GO): endopeptidase Clp complex
Molecular function (GO): ATPase binding; ATP-dependent peptidase activity; serine-type endopeptidase activity
Source: RefSeq, a predicted model, not a curated record
AUGGCCCUCAUCUUCUCUCCGUCGCCGCGUUCCUGCCUCUUCCUGAUCUCGGCCCUCGUCCUGGCGAGCCUCCUCGCCUCCGCCGUCCACGGCGGCGGGGUCAGCGAGCACGGCACCGCCUGGGCCGAGUGCCUGGCGGCGGGCGGCGAGGGGAAGUUAGAUCUGGACUCGGAGUCGAACCGGCGCAUCCUGGCGACGAGCAGCUACAUCAGCUACGGGGCACUGCAGAGGAACACCGUGCCCUGCUCCCGGCGCGGCGCGUCGUACUACAACUGCCGGCCCGGCGCCAGCUCCAACCCUUACUCCCGCGGCUGCAGCGCCAUCACGAGAGAAGAAGGAAGAGGAAGAAGCAGCUCGAAGGAUAACCGCCCGAGCGAGAAUGGCCGCGAGCCUGCAAGUCGCCGUGGCCUCUCUCGUCCCGCCUUCGACCUCGUCGCCCAGCGGAAGGAGAGGAAGAGGAAGGAGCGUUGCCGGCGUCGGCGGCGUCGGCGGCGGCGGCGUCCGCUGUUCCGCAAUCGGCUCCAAGGGCUCCUCCAAGCUCCCCUGCCGCCAAUCAACCCUAAGGACCCCUUCCUGUCGAAGCUGGCCUCCGUCGCCGCGGCCUCCCCGGAGUCGCUGCUCGACCGCCCCGUGAGCUCCGACACGCCGCCGUACCUGGACCUGUUCGAGUCCCCGCAGCUCAUGGCCACGCCUGCUCAGGUGGAGAGGUCAGUUUCGUACAAUGAGCACCGACCAAGGAGGCCUCCACCGGAUUUGCCUUCACUGCUUCUCCAUGGAAGAAUCGUUUACAUUGGCAUGCCAUUGGUGCCUGCAGUCACAGAGCUUGUAGUUGCGGAAUUGAUGUACUUGCAAUGGAUGGAUCCAAAAGAACCAAUAUAUCUUUACAUAAAUUCUACUGGAACAACUCGUGAUGACGGUGAGACGGUGGGCAUGGAGACAGAGGGUUUUGCCAUUUAUGAUGCAUUGAUGCAACUGAAGAAUGAGAUACAUACAGUUGCCGUAGGUGCAGCUAUAGGACAUGCCUGUCUGCUUCUUGCUUCGGGAUCUAAGGGUAAAAGGUUUAUGAUGCCGCAUGCCAAAGCGAUGAUCCAGCAACCUCGUGUCCCAUCCUCUGGGUUGAUGCCAGCCAGUGAUGUUCUUAUCCGUGCAAAAGAGGUGAUAACCAAUAGGGAUACUCUUGUAAAGCUUUUGGCUAAGCACACUGGGAAUUCCAUAGAGACUGUAGCCACUGUCAUGAGAAGACCUUAUUACAUGGAUGCCACAAAGGCCCAAGAAUUUGGUGUCAUUGACAAGAUUCUUUGGCGUGGUCAGGAGAAGAUAAUGGCAGAUGCAGCCCCUCCUGAGCAGUGGGACAAGAAUGCUGGCAUCAAAGUUGUAGAUUAAAAUUUUUCCAACUUUCAGAUGGAUGAUUUUAUUGCAGGAAACUGUGCAAUAAGGAACUAUGCAUACAUAAAAGCUGUGAACUCAACUGUAAUGCAUCAGAGCCCCGGAUCGCUUGCAGGAGAAUAACUGCCGCUUGUAAUUAGCAGUUGUCCUGAAAAUUUUCGAUGCUACGAUCAUAUGGACAGUUCACCAGUGCACCAACAACAGAUCGAGGAAACUCUGGAAAAUAGCAAGUAUAAUUAGUUUCAUUUUAGCUUCAAAUGGGUUAAUAGUUAGCCUGUAACAAUGCUUUGACCUAUUGAAUUCAUUUUCGUUUCUUCAGCCUGUCGUGCAUCA